AUGGCUGAAAAUGCGGGCGGGGGACAGAACCUGGCGGUGCUGGACGCGCUGGACUCGGCGCGCACUCAGAUGUACCACAUGAAGGCCAUCGUGAUCGCCGGCAUGGGCUUCUUCACCGACGCCUACGACCUCUUCUGCAUCACCACCGUCUCCAAGCUGCUGGGCCGCAUCUACUAUCCGGAUGUCAACGCCGACAGUGGCAAGCCCGGCACGCUGCCCCUCAACAUCAACAACGCGGUCGUCGGCGUCGCGCUCGUCGGUACCCUCAUGGGCCAGCUCGUCUUCGGCUACUUCGGGGAUAAGCUCGGCCGCAAGCGCGUCUACGGCAUCACGCUGGUCCUCAUGGCCGCCUGCGCCAUCGCCUCGGGCCUCUCCUUCGGGUCCACGCAUAGAGCCGUCAUCAGCACGCUCUGCUUCUUCCGCUUCCUGCUCGGCUUCGGCAUCGGCGGGGACUACCCGCUGUCGGCGACCAUCAUGUCCGAGUACGCCAACAAGAAGACCCGCGGCGCCUUCAUCGCCGCCGUGUUCGCGAUGCAGGGCGUGGGCAUCAUCUUCGCGGGGCUCGUCUCCAUGAUCGUCUCAGGCAUUCUCCUCCACUACCACCCUGCGCCUUCGUACAAGGAGAACCCUGGGCUGUCGGCCCAGCUGCCGGCGGCGGACUACAUGUGGCGCAUCGUGCUCAUGCUCGGGGCGUUACCGGCGCUGGCGACCUUCUACUGGAGGAUGAAGAUGCCGGAAACAGCGAGGUACACGGCGAUCAUCGAGGGUAACGCGAAGCAGGCUUCCAACGACAUGCAGAAGGUGCUGGAGAUCACGAUCGACGACGAGCAGGAGAAGCUCGCCAAGUUCAGGGCGGCCAACGAGUACUCGUUGCUGUCCAAGGAGUUCGCGAAACGCCACGGACUGCACCUCCUCGGCACCACCACCACGUGGUUCCUCCUCGACGUAGCCUUCUACAGCCAGAACCUGACGCAGAAAGACAUUUUCCCAGCCAUCAACCUCACCGGCCCCGCAGAGUCCAUGAACGCCCUGAGAGAGGUGUUCGUCCUAUCAAGGGCCAUGUUCCUCAUCGCCCUCUUCGGCACUUUCCCCGGCUACUGGGUUACCGUAGCCCUCAUCGACAAGAUGGGAAGGUACCUGAUCCAGCUCCUUGGCUUCUUCAUGAUGUCCCUGUUCAUGCUGGUGAUGGGCAUCAAGUACGAAUACCUCAAGGAGAGCAACCACGUCCUCUUCGCCAUCCUGUACGCGCUCACUUUCUUCUUCGCCAACUUCGGGCCCAACAGCACCACCUUCGUGCUGCCGGCUGAGCUGUUCCCGACGCGCGUGCGCUCCACAUGCCACGCCAUCAGCGCCGCAUCGGGCAAGGCCGGCGCCAUCGUCGCCGCCUUCGGGGUGCAGAGGCUCACUCUCAAGGGCGACUCCAAGCACAUGGCAGAGGCGCUCAUCAUCCUCUCCGUCACCAACAUGCUCGGCUUCUUCUUCACCUUCCUCGUCCCGGAGACCAUGGGCCGGUCGCUCGAAGAGAUCUCCGGCGAGGACGGCAACAACGGCGUCGGCCCCGGCACCAACACCACCACCGCCGGCAUAGGCCUCGCGGACGUCAGCAAGGAUGACAAAUACCCUCAUUCAAGCACCGAAUGGCAGCCACCAUCGAUGCAGGCAUGA
Molecule: messenger RNA, 1665 nt
Organism: Lolium rigidum
Lineage: Eukaryota; Viridiplantae; Streptophyta; Magnoliopsida; Poales; Poaceae
Product: inorganic phosphate transporter 1-11-like
Exons: 2
Coding region: 1-1665 (554 amino acids)
Biological process (GO): phosphate ion transport; transmembrane transport
Cellular component (GO): membrane
Molecular function (GO): phosphate transmembrane transporter activity
Source: RefSeq, a predicted model, not a curated record